Solea solea (common sole) is the source of this 5434-nucleotide messenger RNA. RefSeq names its product translocase of inner mitochondrial membrane 21 (gene timm21). Gene Ontology annotation, biological process: protein import into mitochondrial matrix. NCBI's taxonomy places the organism in Eukaryota, Metazoa, Chordata, Actinopteri, Pleuronectiformes, Soleidae. Gene Ontology annotation, cellular component: TIM23 mitochondrial import inner membrane translocase complex. The record is from RefSeq and is a predicted model, not a curated record. The transcript has 11 exons. Bases 141 to 881 code for a protein of 246 amino acids.
CGUGACGACAAAACUGCGCGCCCCAAGAUUCAUUUGACACACACCACCUCUGUUGUGGCAUUUGAGUUGGUUAGUUGUGAAUGUUAUAAGUUGUGCAUUCAUGUUCUCUUGGUUGGAGCUUAACCACACAGAACGCACUCAUGGCUUACACACAGAUACUGAGAGCGCUGCACCGGAGUUGGAACCAGUCGUAUAAAGUGACGCAGGUCAGUCUGCUAAUCAACACUCACAGGACUCUGUCGACUGUUGUGUCCACGCCGACUCUACUCAGGAGAGUCGAGGCUCCUGCGUCUCUUCUGCCCACGCUGAGCUGCUUCACGCUGGCGCACAGCCACCGCAACAUUUGUGUUGACUUCAGGCUCAGAAACAAAAGUAGCCCCGAGCACAGAGACCAGUCUGUGUCCAGGUAUCAAGGAGGGAGCUCGACACAUUCAGCUGCACGAAAGGUGAAGGAUGCUGGCAGAGACUUCACCUACUUGAUCGUCAUACUCAUUGGGCUUGGAGUGACAGGUGGCUUGUUGUAUGUGGUGUUCCAGGAGCUGUUUUCUUCCUCCAGUCCAAAUAAAGUCUAUGGGAAAGCCUUCAACAAAGUCAAGGCAAACCCAGAAGUGAUUGGUGCAUUUGGGGAACCAAUCAAAUGUUAUGGUGAGACCACUCGUCGAGGAAGGAGGCAGCAAGUCAGUCAUGUGGAGUACCUGAAGGACGGACUGAAGCAUAUGAGACUUAAAUUUUACAUCGAAGGCUCAGAACCGGGCCUCAAAGGAAUUGUGCAUUCAGAGUCAAAAGAGGACAAUGAAACUGGAAAAUAUGAGUUCCGUUACAUAUUUGUGGAGAUAGACACCUACCCAAGACGGUCUAUCAUUGUGGAAGAUAACCGUUAAGAAAAUAGUGGACUCAGAGGUGUCGCCUCACUGAAAUAAAAUGUGAAUGUGUUUCUAAAAUUCAGGCUUGACUUAUUGGGACAAAAAGCCAAAGAAACAAACUGUAAUUUACCAAUAAAAGUUAUGUUAUUACAUUGUAACUUUGUUACAAUGUACUGCUCAGCACUUAGAGAAGAGGUUUGUGAUGCACUGCCUCUUUAUUUUUGGAUAUGUCUUUUAAGAAACGUGCUGGAUUUUUUUUCUCUGAUUUAAAGAUUAACAUAUUAAUCUUGAUGUAACGUUCAAUCCUGGUGUUAAAUUUGAAUAAAACAUUAAUCUCUUGUAUGCACAGGAGAACAAAAUUAAAGUGCCAGUGUUUUCUUUUUCUUACAAUAUUGGUUUGAAACUGGCUUUACUAAACUAUAUCUAUGGUUUGAUUGAGCAGUAUUUCAACAAAAACAAAACGUUGCAAAUGUAUUUUAUUUCUACUUUGAAAUCACCUUGGCUUUAUAAGUCUGCCUCGUUAAAAUUUAAAUGGUUAUAUGAAUAUUUAAUGAAACAUGAUGCAUUUGGUUCCCUUUCUGAAACGGUAGCCUGCUUUAUGAGACAGUGACCACUAGAUGGGGGCAAAGAAUCAAGAGAUGGAACAACCUCAUAUGACCUUAAAACAUUUUAUGAUUGUAUUUAUGUAAAGGGCUAUUUAAAAUACAGAGAGGAAGGUAUUUGAGGGAAAACAGUUAGAUUCAACACUAGCAGAUAACAACGCUUCACUCUUAAAUAUGGAUGCAGUUCUAAAAUUAAGGGACUGUUGUGAUAAUAGGUGAUGCGUAAAGUAAAAGUAAAAGUAAAGUAUUUUAAUUAAAUAAAAAGUUGUUUAACAAAUAAUCCAUGACCUAGAAUUAUAACCAUUAGAUUAAUCUAUGAUUUAAAGUCGUUGUUUGAGGCCCUAAUGACGCAGUAACACUGUAUGUUUGUGUUAGUAGAACUGAUAAUCACUUUCUCUGUAGAUUACUGCGCUCCCUUCAUUGACCCUCGGAAAUAUAAACAUCUGUUGGCCUCUAUAAAAACAUACAGCAAUAAAGUACCUCAGUCAGACCACUUUUUUUAUAUUAUGUGUGUGAAAAAAGCUGCUUCGAUGCAAAAGUAUCCGGUGCGGGUGGUGGCAUUGUUGUUUUGAAUAAUUUGUCAUGUUGAUGGUGACUAAUUCUAUUAAACAUAGAUAUUAAAAUAACUGUGAACCUCCAUGAGCUAGCCUGUCCUUUGUUAUAUCAAGUUGGGCAUGAAACCAGUCCCUGGUUGCUCAGCUUUAAUGCUGAGCGCCACCUCGGGACACAGUUGCGGUCAACAACGGCAGCACUCGAACCUCGACGACUACAUUGAAGGGGGAAACGUUCACGGGAAGCGCCGACGGCAACAAUCAGUGAACGCCUCCCAGUGUGUGAAAGCGUUGAACACACGGGGAUGUGCUAAGUCUGUGAACGUGAGGCAAAGCUAAGAGUCUAGUUUAGUUGUUUCUUUAAUGCUGAGCUAACGAGCAGUUUUCCGAGUGAACGACUAUUGAAUUUGUGUACACUAACAACAGGUAUGUUCUUAAAAGAGGUACAUUUUUAGCUGCGGUGUUGUUGUUCGUCUGUGUACAUAAAGAGGUGGUGGUUGCUGUUGUCGCUGUGGCCUGCUCUGACUGCUACACGUUAGCCUAGCUGAACUAGCGGUAGUCUCAGCUGGCUACUGGAAGCUUUAUUCUCGUCACAUCCCAAUAACGAAAAAUAGUGGAAAUGACUAAUCUUUCCAGCUAACUCAGACGCCCGAGCUUUCGCCAUCAAGGCAAGUUGUGCUUUGGCCAGGGACCAGCAAGUUAUUUCACAACUAUGAGAUUAUCCACUCAGUGACAUAUCUCAAAAAAUGGAGCUGUACUGGUACAUUGUUGUCAUCAUAUUCAUCAUCAUCAAGAUAUUCUUCUAUGUGUGCUGGUACCGAUCAAGACAGAGGCAGUUGGCAGCAUACCUGAGCAACCCACGCAAUGCUCAGAUAGUCAUUGUUGGAGGAAGAGCAUACCUUCAUCAGAUGUGUGAGCGUCAGAGUCAAACAUCUGUGUGGCCCAGUUGGUAUGGUGUUCAGGAUGACCUGUCAAUAGAGGAGCCCUCCACAGCCCUGCCACCAGCAGCAUCUGUCUCCCACCUUGACAUGCCUCCACCAUAUGAGGCGGUCUCUGGAGAGGAUGAUCUGAAGCCCCCUCCCUACAGCGAAUGUGCUAAUGGUGAUGAGGCAGAUGCUCCCUGUCCCUCCCACCACACUCCUCUCAUUUCUGAGGAUGGAGACUCUUCUAGCUUAAAUGAGGCCCCGCCACCUUAUACACUCUCUCAACCUACACAAUUCAGUCAACAAGAAGUUCCUAUAAAUGAGUCAGAGUCUGUGAGCAGGUCGGCUUAACCAAUCCUCGAUGCCAGUUUGCCUUUUCCAUGCACUGCCUUCUUAUAUUCAACCUCAGUGAUCUUUGCCAGCCUAACUCUCAUCUCAUGAGAGCAGAAGUUUAUUUGGAUGCGAGAGUGUGCGUUCGUGUGCAUGUUUGGUUUCUCAGAACCAAGUUUUUUGUUUUUUUUUUUCUAUUCUGUAUUGUUGUCACCAAAAUUGGUCAUCUGAUGAGUGUGUCAAUAAUAGAUGACAUCAGCAAGCCUGUGUGCCUCAGUCAGGACAGCAGAAGCAGCCUUGCAGCUAGGAUGACGGUAAUACCCUUGACUCUAAGCUCACAGGAAAUCAGAGAGCUACUGAUAAGAAGAGAGAGACGGAGACUUGUGAGACUUAGUGUUUAUUUUCCUUUUUUUUCCCUCCCCAGGUUUUCUCCUUCUGUAAGUCUGAGGGCACUUCCUUUAACUGAUUAAUUCACUUUAAAAUCACGAUUGGGUAAAUAAGCUGGAGGAUUUACAGCUAACUGCGAUACACAGGACUCUGUCUUUGUGUCUGUAGACACUGUAAUGAGAACGGUAACCGUCCACAAUGGAAAAAUGAAUGGCGUCUCAUUAGAGUUUGGGACGUCUUGUCAUGUACACGUGCGUUUUUAAAUAAAUCGUCUGAACCUCUUCAAACUGACUUUAGUCUCAGUGCUUCAUCACUGUUGCACAUUUGUUAUGAGGAGACAAAGCAGUUUGAAGAAGAGUUAUUUGAUAUCAAAUGCACUGAUUGUCUUAAAUAAUGACCUCAUUAGCGUCACAGCUGUUGUUUAGUACAUCCUGGUGAUUAUACUGGGAUGUCAGGAAACUUAAGAGCCUAUUGCAUCUGUGAAAGGAAGUGGGUGAGGAUAAGCAGAGGAGGAGAGUUAAGUUGUUAAAAUAAAAGAACACCUUACGGCAGUCGGCUCGAUGAUCCCAUUACUGCGGUGUUCUGCCUGUUCCGCAGGGCUCUGUGCAAACAGUCAAAAUGUUUAUUUUUCUUCGCUGUGUUCAUGUAGUUGUCGGCCCGUAUGUAAGAUAAUCAGGUUUGAUGUAAUGAAUUGUAAUUUUCAGCUGAAAGCUUUGAUGAAAAAAUGUUACAAUCCCAGAACUAGAAUGCACGCAAACAAAUGAGCUGCUUUAAGCUUUAAAAAAAAAAGUCCUCAAGUAAUGUCGCAAAAUGAAGACUUCCAAAAAAACAUAAAACAGCAACUUUUGUUCUGUGUUCUCUUUGUGUCAAUCUACCACAGGCUGGUAGGCGUUCAGCCAAAUGUAUGUAUGUAUUCUGUUUUCCUUUCUGUUAAAUGUAUUGCUUUGGGGCAAGGUUAUUACUGUGCUUUUUGCUUGUUUGCGCCACUGCAUUUAAAAUAACUCAGUAAUAACAGUAAGAUGAUGCUCCACCUCAUUUUUGAUUUGUUUCAGCAAAACUAUAAUCUGUGUACACUUAGUGAUAAUGGAAGAAAACAAAGCAACUGAUGCCAUAUGAAUAUGUUUUGGGGCUAGUAUGGGAAAGUAUAGGGGUCUUUGUUAAGAAUCAGAAUUUUAAAAAUGUUACGAUAAUAAUCAUGUGUAUUGUGAUGACAAAUCGUGGACUAUCCAUUGCUGGCGCCAUCCACAAAAUCUGCCCUGACGUUGUUUUACAAUCCAAAGGAUGCAACAGAGAAAGCUGCAGUUGUGAAAGUAGCUUUGGACUUGGUUGACAUCGCUAACAGAGCAGCAGCAUGAUGACAAUUGACCACCCAAACUAGUGUUACAGUGACGUACCACGUGUCUGUUGACUUCAUGUUCAUUCCUGUGGUGGACGACCUGUCACAUCUCUCCACCGUGUAACUGUGUUAGUGGGCCUUUUGCACAGCAGCCAUUUUGACACAUUUUAUCAGGAAAAAAAACCAAACCCACAUGUGUUGGUGAUUUCAUUAACUAUGGCCCUGUUCAGUUAAUGCAAGUCAGGACAGUGUGACAGUGAGCAAGCAUGUGAGCAAGCAUGCACCCGGAGACUGAGAAAGCUAACUGGAACCAUCAUUCAUUUGAUUAUUUAUACUUGCGAAGCGUCAAGAUGGCUGCUGUGCAAAGGGCCCAUUACGAGGGGAUUGACUCUUGUCUGAUUUGGGGGAAAUAUGUCUUCUGUAUUAAACUGUUUGUAAACUU